This is a messenger RNA of Tripterygium wilfordii, 1743 nucleotides long. Its product is annotated as shikimate O-hydroxycinnamoyltransferase-like. Gene Ontology annotation, molecular function: acyltransferase activity, transferring groups other than amino-acyl groups. The record is from RefSeq and is a predicted model, not a curated record. NCBI's taxonomy places the organism in Eukaryota, Viridiplantae, Streptophyta, Magnoliopsida, Celastrales, Celastraceae. The coding region runs from base 304 to 1605 and encodes 433 amino acids. The transcript has 3 exons.
UCUCCCAUGAGAAAACUCUGUGUUUUUUUUUUGUUGGUUUAAUCAUAUUAGAUAGGAAGUGCGGCUGGGUGUUUGACAAACAUAAACAGAAUUAUGAUUUUUCUAUCAGAGCCAAUCGCAAAUUUAUUUAUCGUGGCAGAUUAAUUAGAAAUUGCCAAAAAAGUAUCUUUUUUUAGGAACCCAUUUGCGUAUAAAUGCUCCAUUACUGAUUUACUGCCUCUGCCUAAGAAUAAGUUUUCUGAUUUCUCAUAGACUGUAGAACUUGUUGAUCAAUAACCGGCGGCGAACAUUGGAGGGUUGAAAAUGAUCAUCAACGUUAAGGAGUCGAACAUGGUGCGCCCGGCGGAGGAGACGCCGCAGAAGGGGCUGUGGAACUCCAACGUGGACCUGGUGGUGCCCAGAUUCCACACCCCUAGCGUCUAUUUUUACAGACCCACCGGAGCCUCCAACUUCUUCGAUCCGCAAGUGCUCAAGGAGGCUCUGAGCAAGGCCCUCGUGCCGUUCUAUCCAAUGGCGGGGAGGCUAAGGCGCGAUGAGGAUGGUCGUAUUGAGAUCAAUUGCAAUGGUGAAGGUGUCCAAUUGGAUCUGGCUGAAACUAACUCUGUGAUUGAUGAUUUCGGUGAUUUUGCACCCACCAUGGAGCUGAAGCAACUCAUUCCAACUGUCGAUUAUUCUGGCGAUAUAGGCUCUUUUCCUCUCUUGGUGUUGCAGUUCACAUACUUCAAGUGUGGGGGAGUCUCCCUUGGUGUUGGCAUGCAACAUCAUGCGGCAGAUGGAUUUUCUGGUCUUCACUUUGUGAACACAUGGUCAGACAUGGCUCGUGGUCUGGAGCUCACAAUUCCACCAUUCAUCGACCGCACCCUACUCCGAGCGCGGAACCCACCUCAGCCACAAUUCCCUCACAUUGAGUACCAACAGCCUCCAUCCUUGAAAGCUCCAACAAAACCCCUGUCUGGUCCUGAAAGCACAACAGCUGUGGGCAUUUUCAAGUUGUCUCGCGACCAGCUUAUCACCCUCAAAGGCAAGAGCAAGGAAGGUGGUAAUACAGUCAACUACAGCUCAUAUGAGAUGUUGGCCAGUCAUGUAUGGAGGUCCGCGUGCAGGGCACGGGGUCUAACCGACGAUCAGGAGACUAAAUUGUACAUUGCAACUGAUGGACGGUCAAGACUGCAACCUCCUCUGCCUCCCGGUUACUUUGGCAAUGUAAUCUUUACUGCCACACCGAUUGCUGUAGCGGGUGAUCUCCAAUCAAAACCAGCAUGGUACGCAGCAAGCCAGAUUCAUGACGCAUUGGCAAGGAUGGACAACGAUUACUUAAGGUCGGCCCUUGAUUACCUAGAGCUGCAACCUGACUUAUCGAAGCUUGUCCGCGGGGCUCAUACUUUCCAGUGUCCGAAUCUCGGGAUAACUAGCUGGGUAAGGCUGCCGAUUCAUGAUGCAGAUUUUGGUUGGGGUCGGCCAAUUUUUAUGGGGCCUGGUGGGAUUGCAUAUGAGGGGUUGUCGUUUAUCUUGCCAAGUCCGAUUAGUGAUGGGAGCUUAUCAGUGGCCAUCUCUUUGCAAUCUGAACACAUGAAACUAUUUGAGAAGUUCAUAUAUGACAUUUAAGAAAGCAAAGCAGCUGCUGACCACUCACUUGUGGAAUUUCUUUCACGUUAUGUUCUUGUUCUCUCUACUCUCUAUACUUUGUUGAUGCCUACUCAUAAGUCAAUAUAAUGUACAAUAAAAGGUUGUUUUUUUUUUUUG